AUGGAUUAUGCCAAUUUUAUUAAAUAUUUGGAUAUUGAGGCAAGAGAAAAUGAAAAUGAGCAAUAUCGAGAAUUUGCUCUUGGGCCAAAUGGAUUUUUGACUAUUUUAGAUGAAGCUCGUGACGUUUUAGAUAUUUUGUAUGAAAAUUAUGACACGCUUAAUAGAGUUGAAGGCCCACGCGAAAGAAAUCGCGCAACUCUAAAUGAAACAAUUCUCCAAAUGCCGAAUACCAUUAGACUCCCAGAAAUUCGUUUACCAUCUUUUUCGGGAAAAUUAGAGGAGUAUCGGCCAUUUAUGGAGGAAUUUAAAUGUGCUGUAGAUGAACAAGCAAUUUCAGAUAAAAGAAAAUUACAAUAUCUUUUUGGAGCAUUAAAUGGAGAGCCUAAAGAAAUGGCCAGACAAUAUCCCCUAGAGGGACAAAAUUAUAAAAUAGUUUUAGAACUUUUGGAAAAAAAUUUUGGGGAUAAAUCAAAUAUAAAAAGUGCUUUGCACGCAAAUUUACGAAGAAUCCCUAGGGCGUCAAAGUACGUACCCGAAAUUCGACAAACAUUGAGAAAAGUAGAAGCUAUAAUUAAUCAAUUAAAUAAUUUGGGGGAAUAUACAAAUAACGAGCAAUUAAUUUUGGAAAUUGAAUCAAAAUUGCCGAAAUGGCUUUUAACAGAAAUUUAUAAGAAAAAAAGAAAUAAUAUUGAGUGGUCUGUCAAAAAAUGCUAG
Molecule: messenger RNA, 714 nt
Organism: Meloidogyne enterolobii
Lineage: Eukaryota; Metazoa; Nematoda; Chromadorea; Rhabditida; Meloidogynidae
Source: the annotation of a GenBank genome assembly